AUGCCCAGUUUUACUGAGUACCGCGUUUUACAAAAGUCCGCCAACCACGAAAAAAACGACGAUCGACCCAGGAUAAACAUCAGGAGACCACCUAUGGACGUGCCAUUUAUCUCAGAGGAGGAUGCAACACCAAAGAAACUCAGGGACGAGGGUGGAUCCCAUAGAGUCAAACCUCGGGCAUGGAUACACCCCCCAACGACGGAUCUCAGUGUUGUCAUGAAAGAAACAAGUAUUCAUGCCCUUAUGCUGGGCCCGCAUUCAUGCAACACAUUUUUCACCACCUCUGGCCAUGCUGCAAGACAUGGAAGGAGGUAUAUCAGUCAAGAAAACUUCUGUUGCCCUGUUGUGUAA
This is a messenger RNA of Paracoccidioides brasiliensis Pb18, 351 nucleotides long. RefSeq lists its product as uncharacterized. The record is from RefSeq and is a predicted model, not a curated record. The transcript has a single exon. Bases 1 to 351 code for a protein of 116 amino acids.